AUACAUCUUCUGACCACAAGGCCUCAUCCACCACACUUGGUAUAUCUAAUUGGAGAUCACAGAAGAAGAGGCUUUCUUUAAGGUUAGAUAUUAUGGCAGCCUUUCUUCAAGAGAUGCUAAUUGGAUUUCCAUUCUCUUCAGCAGCAUACCUGGGUGACAAAAUAUCACAACACAGAUACUUACCUGAUCCUGCUACCCAAUACAACACAUCUGCAACAAGCUCAAAACAAGGUGAAGUAGGUUCAGUUCUUAACAGGGUGAACAAGCUUGGGAGAAAAACCAACAGCUUUGCAACUGGACUCAGAGAACAUGUGAAACUUGGGCCAAGAAUAACUGAUACAGUAAAAGGAAAACUAAGCUUAGGAGCUAGAAUUCUUCAAGUUGGAGGAGUGGAAAAAGUGUUCAUGCAGCUAUUCAGUGUAAAAAAUGGAGAGAAACUGCUAAAAGCAUCUCAGUGUUACAUAUCAACCACAUCUGGUCCUCUAGCAGGACUGUUAUUCAUAUCCACUGAUAAAGUUGCCUUUUGCAGUGAGAGAUCAAUCAAAGCAUAUUCUUCCAAUGGUCAUUUGAUCAGAAUGCAUUACAAGGUUGUGAUCCCACUUGAAAAGAUAAGGUGUGUUAACCAAAGUCAUCAUGUGAAGAAGCCUUCACAAAAGUACAUAGAAAUAGUUACAGUGGACAACUUUGACUUCUGGUUUUUGGGUUUCUUAAAUUAUCAGAAAGCUUUCAAAUACCUGAGGCAGGCUAUCUCUCAAGCGAGAAAAUAGGAAGAGUAGAAUUUUUACUUUACUCUCUCUGAUAUUCUCAAAAGGCCAUUCACCAGUACAAACACAUUUUGUACAUAAUCAUGUUCACAAAAUCAAAGAAAAAUGUUUCUUCAAUUCUUCCCUUGUCUAUACAAGUAGAUUAUAUACGAUUUCGCAAGUUUC
Vigna radiata var. radiata (mung bean) is the source of this 929-nucleotide messenger RNA. Its product is annotated as GEM-like protein 4. The record is from RefSeq and is a predicted model, not a curated record. The coding region runs from base 93 to 767 and encodes 224 amino acids. Lineage: Eukaryota; Viridiplantae; Streptophyta; Magnoliopsida; Fabales; Fabaceae. The transcript has 4 exons.